AUGCCUCCUCUCUACAUAGGACAUGUCGAGGAGUUUGCUUCAGCCUUGUUUACAACUGUACACCACCACUUUGACAGGCCUGCUAAGGACAACCAGCAAGCUGACCACUCUGUCCAAGUCGAACAAAGAGUCGAAGCCGACCAGCAAGCUGACCACCCUGUCCAAGUCGAACACACAGUCGAAGCCAACCAGCAAGCUGACCACCCUUUCCAAGUCGAACACACAGUCGAAGCCGAGCAAGAUGACUACACUGUCGCGGCCGAGCAACAAACUCUCCACCCUAUCGAAGCCGAGCAAGUUGAGUGCACUGUCGAGGCUGAACAACAAGCUGCCCACAUUGUCGAUGAGUGUGAUGGUAAAGGAUUGCGCCUGCGGUUCAUCGACUUGCAUCUUCAACAUAUGGAGUUUCUCGAAACUCAGAUGAGAUCCAUGAUACCAUAG
This is a messenger RNA of Linnemannia hyalina, 441 nucleotides long. Lineage: Eukaryota; Fungi; Mortierellomycota; Mortierellomycetes; Mortierellales; Mortierellaceae. The record is from the annotation of a GenBank genome assembly.